UAAUUUAAUUUAAUUUAAUUUAAUUUAAUUUUUUUUAAUUUAUGUAUUUAUUUGUUUGUUUAACACAAGGUGACAAAACAUAGUCCACACAUAAUGAUAUUUAAUAAACUAAUCGUUUUUUCAUUUAUUUUUACCUAUAUUUAAAAUCAUAAAAUGAUUACACCACCGACCCAAACAGUCAAAAUCACAGAAAAAUAAAACAAUGAUGUAUUUCGAUAUUCAAUUAUUCCGGCAGAGGGCAGUAUUGCACACGGUGCAACCAGAGUGAAAUUUGAAACUGAAGAAGAAGCAGCGCUUGGGCUUGAGGGUUUGUUUAACUUAAGCAGGGCACUCCUCAAGUUAUACUUAUCGUUAAAUGGAAACUAGUAUGAUCCCCCCAGCUCCACCUCCACCCCCGUCGGUAAAAACCAAGGCCCGUCAAAGUCGUGAUCCACCAAGACCUCAACCUGCUGCAAUUCCAUUUACCUCUGAUCCUCCCAAACCUCCUGUCCAGGAAACGGGUCACGGACCGGAUCAGAACCACCAGCCUGAAGAACCUUCCUCCUCGCCUCUCAUUGAGGAAAAUGGACUCCAGUCUCCACCGCCAGACAGUCAAGGUGACAAUCCUCCCGGUGGGGAAACGAUACUCCCGCCUGUGCAGGAAACCAGCCCCGCAGCAGAGGCCCUGAACAGCCAGCAGAAUGAGACGGCGGUCGAAGAGGAUCAAACAUAAGAGCGUGAAGUCAUCCGUGAAUUAUAACUGUUAGAACAGGUAUCUUGAUGAUUAUGAAUGAUUAAUAAGAUCUCAGUGAUGGUAAAACAUGGAAGCUGGAGACAUGUUCAGGUAAAACUAUUUAGUUCUGAUUGUUGUUCCUGUGCUGAGGAUAUCAUUUUGUAACUUCAAUUUUUUCCUUUGUUUUUUCAUUUCCACAAAACAAGAGAUCUUGAAAAUGUUCUAAUACGAGGGAAAAGAAAGGGAACAAAGAACAAAACAUGUUUUUCUGCCCCUUUUACAUUUUUUUUGAUAAACAAAUGCAUAUUAGAGUAACAAUAUGCAUAUAUAUACAAAUAUAUGCAACUUAAAAAUAAUGAUAAAAAAGGUACUGUAUCUAAACAUACAUUUCUACAGGAUAGCAUAUAAGUAUGUUGGUGUUUUUUUUAUCAAACUGUUUUGUUAAAGCUUGUACAACCACAACAUGUCAUAAGAUUUCUAUACAUUUGGGAAUAUGAGUUUCUUAUUUUCUGUCGUUAUUUUUGUUCAAACUUCUUGUGGUAGGAUAAAUACUGUAAUUUAGCUCGUUUUUAUGGGAGCACUUAUUUUCUUUCAUAUUUUGUGCAAUCAUGAAUUUUUAAACUUACAAAAAAAUUAAGGUACUACAACCCAAGCACUUCCAGAUUUUUUUCUGCAAGUUUAGAAAAGCCGCGGGGGAUAAACGUGUUUAUUUUUGCUCUUUUAUUGUAAUUUUUUAUUUAUUUCGGUUGACACUGUAAUAAUUCCUAUGUUAAAUUUUGCACAUUUUUGCAACUACAGUUGAUAUGUCGUCCAAUGUGAAAUAAAGAGCAUAAAUAUUUCCAAC
Oryzias melastigma (Indian medaka) is the source of this 1556-nucleotide messenger RNA. Its product is annotated as pistil-specific extensin-like protein. The transcript has 4 exons. The record is from RefSeq and is a predicted model, not a curated record. Lineage: Eukaryota; Metazoa; Chordata; Actinopteri; Beloniformes; Adrianichthyidae. Bases 356 to 712 code for a protein of 118 amino acids.